AUGAGUGAUGUAUACGUAGUGAUUAAUAUCGCUACUACUUGCGACGAAACUAAUACUUAUGUCACCAAAGAUUCAACUGAAUUGAUAGAAUUUUCGUGGUCAACCAUCGAUGCGGUAACUACUGAAGUUUUACAUAAAGAAUCAAUUUUAGUCAAACCUACCAAUACUCCAAUAACUCCUUAUUGUUCACAAUUACACAAAUUAACUUGGGAACAUGUUAGAAAUGCAGGAACUUUCAAGGAUGCUAUUCAACAAUUUGAUAACUAUGUUCAGGUAAGCUUAAUCAAUAAUAACAAAUCAUUUGUAUUUGUCACCAUGGAUUUAAAAUCAUUUAAUAUUCAAGUACCAAGAGAAGCAAGAGAUAAAUCAAUCGUUUUACCAUCAUACUUACAAAUGCCAAAAAUCUUUGAUUUAUCAAUUGAAUAUUCUAAAUGGCAAUUAUCUCAUCCAGAAUCUUUAAGUUACCCUGAAUUAAACUCAUCAUCAGUAAAUGGUUCUUCUACAGUUGAAUUAUUAUCGAAUUUAGCAGCAUUAACUUCUGAUUCAUCAAACUUAACCACUCCAAGUUUAACUCCAAAUUCAACUUCUUCAACAAAAUCAUCAUUACUCACGAGUAUUUACUCAAAAAUCUUAAUUCAAUUAAUUAAAAAAUCAUUACCCAUCGAAGAACAUCAAAAUGUAUUGACAAAACCUUAUGAUUUUGAACAAGAUGUUAAAAUGUUUUUAUCAGAGAGAUCUAAAAUCUUAUAUCUUUCCAAUUUAUCUAAUGAUACUACUCAAUCAGAAUUAGAGUCUUGGUUUACUCAAUAUGGUGGUAGACCAAUCGCAUUUUGGACUAUUAAAAAUUUAGAGUCAUCAACUAAUUCUAAAUCUAAAUCAAAUGGAAUUUCCGGAUUUGCUGUCUUUUCAACUCAUGAAGAGGCCACCGAAUCACUUUCUAUGAAUGGAAAAGUUUUUAAUGAUAGACCUAUUGAAGUCCAACCUUCUUCAACCAAAGUGUUGGACAAAGCUAGUGAUUUGUUGACUCCUUUCCCACCUUCAAAGAAUAGACCAAGACCUGGUGAUUGGACUUGUCCUUCAUGUGGAUUUUCUAAUUUCCAAAGAAGAACUCAUUGUUUCAGAUGUUCAUUCCCAGCUUCUUCAGCUGUAGCAAUCCAAGAAUCAAUUUAUUCAUCUAAUUCUGAUCAACAACAACAGUAUAAUUUACAUUCUAAUGGAAAUGGUCAUAAUAAUUUGAAUUAUAAUAAUAACCAUUUGAAUUCUAUCAACAACAACGGCAAUAAUAACAAUAAUUUGAAUAAUGCUAAUAACAAUAUGAACAACAAUCAUAAUCGUUUACACUAUAAUAAUAAUAAUGUACCAUUUAGAGCUGGAGAUUGGAAAUGUGAUUAUUGUACUUAUCACAAUUUUGCUAAAAAUUUAUGUUGUUUAAAAUGUGGUGCUAAUAAA
Molecule: messenger RNA, 1449 nt
Organism: Scheffersomyces coipomensis
Lineage: Eukaryota; Fungi; Ascomycota; Pichiomycetes; Serinales; Debaryomycetaceae
Gene: NRP1
Product: Nrp1p
Exons: 3
Molecular function (GO): mRNA binding
Source: RefSeq, a predicted model, not a curated record